Molecule: messenger RNA, 1406 nt
Organism: Pelobates cultripes (western spadefoot toad)
Lineage: Eukaryota; Metazoa; Chordata; Amphibia; Anura; Pelobatidae
Source: the annotation of a GenBank genome assembly
AUGUCCUUGCUUAACCAUGCCAUUUCUAACCUUGUGUCUCUGUGCUGUGUUUAUACACUGGGGUGGGAAGAAGAAGUCGCUUAUCGGUAGGUUCGGGAUAGUGUUUUCCCCCUUCUUCUUUUUGUUUUUGUUUUUUGUUUUGUAUAUAUACAACCAUUCCACCUACCCUGCGUUUCCCAUGAUAAUAUACCUAGGGGGAUUAUGUAAUUCCCUGGCCCCCUGUAUACGCUGUCCAUAACACAUUUGCUGUAGCACUUCCUUUACCCAGUUUUGAUUGGUUCCACAGUAUCACCUCGUAUUCCAGAGUAGUGGAGACCAGCGUGACAACUUCCGCCAAUGAGGGGAUCAAUGGGGUUUUCCAUUUUUUUGGCAACAAUGUGGAAGCUGAGGAAAGCGUAAGGGAAUAUUAGUUUGACUAUGCACGUUGAUAUACCAUUUGGUAUUAGUUUGAGUAGUAGGGUUUCGAUAUUGUGUUCUAAGAUACACCCAGUAACUCCUUUGAUUAGGUCUGUAAUUUGUCUCCUAUAAGGCUGUACGAAGUUGCAGGACCACCAGAUGUGGAGCAUUGUCCCUUCCUGUGUCAGGCACUUCCAGCAUCCAUCGCUCAUGUUAGGAUAUAUUGCCUUAAGUCAUGUGGGUACUAUGCACCAUCUAUACAACAAUUUCCGUGAAGCCUCCAAGUGACACAACACAAAGGGACAGAGCUUCUCUUUAACAUAUAAUUCAAGGGGAAAUCCUAUUUUGUACAAUAUCGAAAAAUAUGACUUAUGUUUCUUUCACUGUUUUUGUAAUAGGCAUAAAAAGAAAAGCAAGCAAAGAGCACGAGGCUCUACUGCCAGGGCCAGUAAAACAUGGUCACGAUGCAGAAAGCUCAUGAGGAAUAUGAUCCCAACUCAUGAGGGAUGCCAUCGUUUUGUGGAAAGCUUUGUCGAAGGUUGGUCAGAAUAUAAACAACUUGUGACCGAUAUCUUCGCAGAUUUUAAAAAACAUUCUGCGAAAAGACAAAGACAACCUUCAAAGAGUUUAUUCCAGUGAGUAGUAUGAGAUAACUAUUACAAUUUAUUGGAAUUCAGUCCACAAGCCAUAUUGCAGUUUUUCAGACGUUGAUUUUAAUAGUUUUUCCAUUUCUUCUCAGAUUGUGGAGAGAGAAACAUUUACAGCUCAAUGUGCGGUUCCGCUGUACGAUCCAGUUCACAAGGAAUGGAGUAGUUGGGGGCAUCUCGUGUAAAGUCAGGUGAGAAUUUAUGCUUAGUAGAUUGGAAUCUCACACACAGAAUACAUGCACAGAAUUUUAUUAAUAAUUUGUCUGUUCAUUUGACAGAAACUCUGUCAGUGGACAGCAGCAAGUGAUCACUGAUGGGAAAUGGCACAAUAUGGAGGCUAUUAGAAGCUCUGCCUAUUGCUAA